AUGCCCUACAAUGUAGCUAUGGUCUGUGACUUCUUCUACCCCCAAUUGGGCGGUGUCGAGUUCCACAUUUACCACUUGUCUCAAAAACUGAUCAAGUUGGGCCACUCAGUGGUGGUCAUAACGCACUCGUACGGUGACAGAACUGGUGUGCGGUACCUCAGUAAUGGACUGAAGGUUUACUACGUGCCUUAUGUUGUCAUUUAUAGGGAGACCAGCCUUCCUACUGUGUUCGGCAGCUUCCCAAUCGUUAGAAACAUUUUGCUUCGAGAACAAAUACAAAUAGUCCACGCUCACGUCAGCGUGUCAACGCUCGCCCACGAGAGCCUACUUCAUGCUACGGUAAUGGGGUUGCAGACAGUGUUUACAGACCAUUCUCUAUACGGAUUCGAUUCCGUAGGGUCGAUCUUGGUGAAUAAGCUUCUGCGUUUCACACUGACCAAUGUAGGAGGUGCCAUAUGUGUAUCUAACACUUGUAAAGAGAAUAUGAUUCUCCGUGCGAAGCUAGAGCCAUCGCAGAUUUCCGUGAUUCCAAAUGCAGUGGUGAGCGAGAACUUUGCGCCAGCGGGUGAACGUAGAAGCACUCGAGACAUUAACCGACCGAUCACUAUUGUGGUGAUGAGUCGACUGUAUCCGAACAAGGGAGCAGAUUUACUCACGCAUUUGAUUCCCAAAAUUUGCGCGGUGCAGUCAAAUGUCAGAUUUGUGGUUGCCGGAGACGGCCCAAAGUUCGUUGAUUUCCAACAAAUGAUAGAAACCCACCGUCUGCAGGACAAAGUAGAGCUCCUUGGAGCUGUACAGCAUGAGAAAGUGCGAGACGUCAUGUGUCUUGGCGAUAUCUACUUACAUGCAAGUCUGACCGAGGCGUUCGGUACCGUACUUGUAGAAGCGGCAUCGUGUGGUUUAUUCAUAGUAAGCACUAUGGCUGGCGGCAUACCUGAGGUGUUGCCAAAGCACAUGACGGUGUUCGCGGAGCAGACGUCGGUAACCAGCUUGUUCAAUGCCACAUUAAAGGCAAUUUUACUAGUGCAGCACGGCCAGGUCGAUACCUCUUCGUUUCACGAAGAAGUUGCCGAUAUGUACGAUUGGAUUGAUGUGGCUAAACGCACCGUGGCAGUUUAUCGGGGCCUUUUGAAUCAGUCACCAUCCAAGAACCUUUCUUGGUUGGAACUCCUGAAGAACUUCCACGAAAGAGACGGUCCCUGGGCCCGCUGUCUCUACAUCUUGUGCCUUCUCACAGAAUACAUGGUCUUCCUAACACUGGAAUGGAUAUACCCAAGAGAUAUGAUUGACAUAGCCCCAAAGUGGCCCCAGAACAAAGAAUAG
Messenger RNA from Lachancea dasiensis, 1323 nucleotides. Lineage: Eukaryota; Fungi; Ascomycota; Saccharomycetes; Saccharomycetales; Saccharomycetaceae. The record is from the annotation of a GenBank genome assembly.